AUGUCCGCAGCGAAAGCGCACUAUCAAGCUCUACUAGCUUCCGACUGCUGCAUACCUCUGUGCCUCCUCCCGCUCAAUAUUGUCCACCGCAUCAUCUGGUACUUUUGCGCUAGCUCUCGCUUCAUAGAACCCGAUAAACCCCUGCCCCAUCCUCACAAGCUCCCGCCCCUUGUCGCUUCUACUGUCUGCAAGACCUGGCUCCAUAUCGUUAACGAUGACCCAUCCAUGUGGACGCACCUUAUCAUCCGCUAUCGUACCCCCAGCACACUCAUCUCCAACUGUCUUGUCGUCGUCAUGACUGCCUGGCUCCAGCGCGCUCGCCUUCUUCCCGUCUCUCUUCACUUGUCGAUUGAGGCAAGAAUUGAGACUGAUUCCUGGAAGCUAAUCAAGGCUGCCGUUGAAGAGCACGCGGAGCGCUGGAGCGCGGUCACUGUGUCAGCAAACAGCUUCUAUGGUGGCGACUACAUUGGUCGGCUCGCGUUUCCCCGCGCCAAGCGCCUCGAGAUCGAUCUAGGGCCUUUUCCGAGCGAAACUCUGCGUCCCAAUGAGGCGCGGAAAAUAAACGCGUUCCCCAGCGUAGAGGCCCUCGACAUCAUCUCUCUUCACCGAGUCUACGAUCUUCGUCAUCAGUACCUUAUGCAAAACCUCACCAGCUUGUCUAUUCUGUACCACCAAGGUACUCGCGGUUACCAGCCGGACCUUGCCUCUGAUUGGGCUUACGCUCGUGUCCUCUGUGGUUGCCCCAGACUUGUGGAGGCUUCCUUCGGCCUUGGAAAGAAGGGAACCAGGUCGGGCGUUCUAGUGGCCGAGGUCGUUGAGCUUGAGCAUUUACGCACGCUACGCCUCCGUCUUCUCUCUCCUCAGUCCGUCAUCGGGGCGUUUCUGGAACAUCUAUCUUGCCCUGCCCUCGAUACUGUGGAGUUUGACAGCGUCAGACGCCUCGGCAACUACCGGAAUGUAGACUACAGGGAAGAACGACUCGCAAAGUUCAUUACCCGAUCCAAUUGUCAACUCUCCUCGCUUACCAUUCGCGACGUCGACUUCUGGCAGGAGGAGCUGAUGCGCAUUCUUGGCAGGUCCAAGACGCUACGUCACUUUACCUUCCUUCCCAUCUCCGCGGAAUGUUAUUGGACCCUUUUCUAUAAACUCGUCAGGUGGACCGUCGGUUUUGACACGUUGUGUCCAUCUCUCGAAUCUCUUUGGGUGAGCUCCUCGCUAGUGUACGCGCUGCAGACGAGGGUGCAGAUUGCCCAAGUCCUGCGGUCGCGCUGCCGUUGCGCCCCUGCGUCCCAGCAUUUACAGGCACUCAAGCAGGUCGUGGUGAUUCACAACUAUGACCUCGCCGUAGAGGUGGCGGAACUCAAGACUUAUCUUAGCUUGAACGAGCACCGAGUCCUCGGUUUACAUCGACGUGCGGACAGUCGGCGGUCGCGCUAA
Messenger RNA from Coniophora puteana RWD-64-598 SS2, 1437 nucleotides. RefSeq lists its product as uncharacterized. The record is from RefSeq and is a predicted model, not a curated record. The transcript has 3 exons. The coding region runs from base 1 to 1437 and encodes 478 amino acids. NCBI's taxonomy places the organism in Eukaryota, Fungi, Basidiomycota, Agaricomycetes, Boletales, Coniophoraceae.